This is a messenger RNA of Schizophyllum commune H4-8, 336 nucleotides long. RefSeq lists its product as uncharacterized. The transcript has 3 exons. NCBI's taxonomy places the organism in Eukaryota, Fungi, Basidiomycota, Agaricomycetes, Agaricales, Schizophyllaceae. The record is from RefSeq and is a predicted model, not a curated record. The annotation marks the transcript as partial.
GCGGAGAAGCGAGACCCAGAGCGUAGGCGCGCUUCUAAAAAGGCGUACUAUGAGCGCAACAAAGAGCGUCUGCGGGAGAAGGCCCGCGAGCGCGCGAGAGCGAGAUAUCAGCAAGACCCAGCUGCUCGAAGAGAGCACCACCGUGCGGUUACGGCGUAUCGCACUCUACAUGCGGACGAGCUUCGCGUGCGGCGCCUCAACCUCUAUCGCAAGACCUACCUCCUCAAGUUUGGGGUUGACGCUUUUCGUACCAAGUUCAUCUCUAGACUCAGUACCAAUGAGCGUGAAGGAAUUCCGCACGGCUAUCUUCUCGAGGAUCGAGAAGACUGGCUGCUC